Molecule: messenger RNA, 816 nt
Organism: Rhizoctonia solani
Lineage: Eukaryota; Fungi; Basidiomycota; Agaricomycetes; Cantharellales; Ceratobasidiaceae
Product: Retrotransposable element Tf2 protein
Exons: 2
Coding region: 1-816 (271 amino acids)
Source: RefSeq, a predicted model, not a curated record
AUGACCAAGACCUUCCUCAUAUGUAACACAGGGUUGCACGCUGCCAUCUUGGGAUUGAAAUGGUUGGACGCCCAUAACCCAGAGAUUGAUUGGAAUUUGCGCACCCUCACUUUCCCUCAUACGCCCCCAGAACACGUGGCCAUUGCCAAAGAAGAGGAAGCUGACAAAAAUCCACUCAAAGGAGUACCCCUGAAUACCAUCAAUACGCCAAGACAUUACAACAUUGGCAUUGAACUGACAGAAGAAGGCCCUCUGAACUCCCCUCUGUAUAGCAUGACCAACGCUGAGUCAGCCACACUGAAGGAUUGGCUCAGAGACAAACUCAAGGCCAGGAAAAUCCAUCCCAGCAAAUCGUCCAUCAGUUCCCCUGUCAUGUUUGUACCCAAGAAGGAUGGCUCCCGCCAAUUAGUUGUUGACUACCAUUGUCUUAACAACCGGACCAAGAAGAACAUAUACCCGCUGCCCCAUCCAGAUGACCUUAUGGCCCAGCUCCGUGGCGCCAAAGUCUUCACUAAGUUAGAUCUGAGAUGGGGUUACAACAACGUCUGUGUCAAGGAAGGCAACAAAUGGAAAACCGCUUUCCGCACCAAAUACGGCCUAUACAAGUCCCUGGUCAUGACAUUUGGCCUGACAAACGCUCCUGCUUCCUUCCAACACUUCAUGAACAAAUUGUUCAAGGACCUGCUUGAUGUAUGCGUCAUCAUUUACCUCAAUGACAUCCUGAUUUACUCCAAGGAUGACGCAACGCACGCGCAACACGUCCAUGAAGUCCUACAGCGCCUGAUGGAGAACCAACUAUUUUGCAAGGUGUCAUAA